CGUUUCAGGGUCGGUCAAAGUUUAGUUGACGGUUCACUGGUUCUGACAGCCUCAAAGCUGCUGAAAACCUACACGUUUCUCCACAAUGACGGCACAAAAUAUAUCUCGAUUCUGGGAAUGGGGGAGGAAGAUCAUUUGUGUUGGCAGAAACUAUGCAGACCAUGCCAAAGAGCUGAAAAAUGCGAUUCCUACAGAGCCUAUCCUUUUUCUGAAGCCACCUUCUGCAUAUGUCAGAGAGGGCUCCUCCAUCCUGGUGCCCCGGUACUCCAACAACCUGCACCAUGAAGUGGAGUUAGGGGUGGUGAUCGGGAAAGGGGGCACGGCCAUCCCUGAGUCCGCUGCUAUGGAGCAUGUUGCAGGCUAUGCUCUGUGCUUGGACAUGACAGCCCGGGACGUCCAGGAUGUGUGUAAAUCCAAGGGUCUGCCGUGGACUCGGGCCAAAGCUUUCAACACCUCCUGUCCCGUCAGUGAGUUCAUCCCCAAAGAGCGCAUCCCUGACCCGGGGAACGUGACCCUGUGGCUGAAGGUGAACGACCAGCUCCGGCAGAACGGCUGCACCUCCCAGAUGAUUUUCUCCAUCCCUUAUCUCAUCAGCUACAUCAGCGAGUUCAUCACCCUGGAGGAGGGGGAUCUCAUCCUGACCGGGACCCCUAAAGGAGUGUCCGCCGUGCAGGAGCAUGAUCAGCUGCAGGCUGGGAUCCAGGACGUUGUCACCAUGAGCUUCAGAGUGGACAGACAAGAAAAGUAGUGGAAACAAAUAAACAAAAUAAAUACCCAGACUCUUAAAAAGAGAGUGAUUCAACCUGAUUGUAAACUAUUUCUUUAUUUUCAUUUGUGGAUCAGCAGAUGGCAGUGUUGUGCCACCAAACUAUAUGUCUGAUGCUGCCUUGUACAGUAAACCGUGUAUUUACAUUGAAUGAUCUCACAAAUCUACCUGUGAUCUGCAUUAUCUCCCUAAACCAGGGAAAUGGAAAUAAUUCAACACCAAUUGUCACUGUUUCAGACAUAAUUAUCUAAAUUAAAACACAGCAGACAGAGCAAAUUCAGCAUAAUACACAGCAUAUCAUUGUAUUUUCAUUAUUGUUGCAUUAAAGUGUACAUAAUUUCAAUGUCACA
Trematomus bernacchii (emerald rockcod) is the source of this 1116-nucleotide messenger RNA. It is a transcript of the gene fahd1, whose product is annotated as fumarylacetoacetate hydrolase domain containing 1. Gene Ontology annotation, molecular function: acetylpyruvate hydrolase activity. The record is from RefSeq and is a predicted model, not a curated record. The coding region runs from base 86 to 748 and encodes 220 amino acids. Lineage: Eukaryota; Metazoa; Chordata; Actinopteri; Perciformes; Nototheniidae. Gene Ontology annotation, cellular component: mitochondrion. The transcript has a single exon.